Molecule: messenger RNA, 1995 nt
Organism: Thrips palmi
Lineage: Eukaryota; Metazoa; Arthropoda; Insecta; Thysanoptera; Thripidae
Gene: Urod
Product: uroporphyrinogen decarboxylase
Exons: 9
Coding region: 284-1351 (355 amino acids)
Biological process (GO): heme biosynthetic process
Cellular component (GO): cytosol
Molecular function (GO): uroporphyrinogen decarboxylase activity
Source: RefSeq, a predicted model, not a curated record
CCAGCACUUUUGCAGGGAACCGAGAAGGGCCAGCUGAGCUCGAGCGAGCGGACGACACGACACUAUGCGCAGAACAGUCCACUAUUUGCAGGCUCCACUUUCCUGUGUGCAGUGUGUCUGUAAAGAGUGAAGUGGCGUGGCGUGGAAGGCAAUUUGACUGAAUUCUUCGAUACCUACAAUCACACUGAUAACCUCCGAUUACACACCGGUUUGUGGUUGAUACCGGUUUGACACGGUACGGUGACAAGCAUUUUACGUAAUUAGAGAAUCGACCUGACUGAAAAUGUCUCAAGAAUUCCCUCCACUCAAAAAUGAUCUUCUGCUUCGUGCGGCGCGUGGGGAGCCAGUGGAUAGAGUGCCUGUGUGGAUUAUGCGACAAGCAGGACGAUACCUUCCAGAGUUCCGUGAAAUGCGCUCAAAGUACGACUUCUUCACCAUUUGUCAGACUCCUGAACUCGCAGCUGAAAUUACCUUGCAACCCAUCCGACGUUUUGAUUUAGAUGCUGCAAUUAUUUUUUCUGAUAUUCUUGUCAUUCCCCAAGCUCUUGGAAUGACUGUGGAGAUGCAACCUGGAGUGGGGCCCGUUCUACCCCAACCAUUGGUGAGCCCUGCAGACAUUAAGCGGCUAGUGACGCCAGUGAAUGUUGAGGAGCAGCUUGGCUACGUGUUUCAAGCAAUAACCUUAACCAGGCAAAAGUUAUCUGGUAAGGUCCCUCUUAUAGGGUUUUCUGGAGCCCCGUGGACCUUGAUGGGGUAUAUGAUUGAGGGUGGUGGCUCUAAGACCAUGGCUAAAUCUAAGGCAUGGCUGUAUGAACACCCACAAAGCAGUAAAGAUUUGUUGAAAAUAAUUACUGAUGUAGUAGUAGAUUACCUCAUAGGCCAAGCUGCUGCAGGAGCUCAGCUUUUGCAGGUGUUUGAAUCAAAUGCAGAAUAUCUUGGUCCCGACCUGUUCCGGGAAUUUGCGCUUCCCUGUGUUAGAGACAUUUGUUCGAGAGUGAAAGCUGGCGUAAAGGCCAAAAACUUGGGUGACAUACCAAUGACAAUAUUUGCUAAGGGGGCCCACUAUGCGUUGAAAGAGCUGGCUGACAGUGGGUACAAUGUGAUGGGCAUUGAUUGGACUGUAGAUCCAGUGGUCGCUCGGGAGGCAACUGCCGGAAAGAAUAUCACUCUGCAAGGAAAUUUCGACCCCUGUGGCCUGUAUGCUAGUCCUGAAGAAAUUCAGAAACGUGUUCAAGUUAUGGUUGAGAAAUUUGGGAAGACUCGAUAUAUAGCAAAUCUUGGUCAUGGCAUUUAUCCUGAUAUGAAACCAGAACAUGCUGAAGCAUUUAUAAAUGCAGUUCACAAGCAGUAACAGCAAGUUAGAAGUAGCCUGGUAUUUGUUUAUAGUUGUCUGUUGUUGUCUGAAAUGACUAGUUAUAUGUGCCAAUUGGUGUGUGGAAGGUCAAAGGAACUGUUAAGAAUUAUUUGGACCAGGAAUAUUAUGUCCUUUUCUGGAAACAGUUCUACAUUUGAAGUGGGAGGUGUUUCAUUUUUGAUACAAAUGUGGAACUUAAUUUGCUCAUCUAGUAGUAACACUUAUUUGUGCUGGAGCCUCUCCAUGAAUAAGUGUUUUUGACCCUUGAAAUUUACAAAAGAGACAUUUUUUCUGAGGUUCUUGAAUCUAUUGACUGUGAUAUUCAACAUAAUACAUUCAUUUCUGUUACGUUUGGCACCUCAAAUUAUGAAGGUGUUAGGGGCCUAAAAAGAAGGUAGAUUAUUGAGUUGACGCCGAUCAACAGUUUUUGAAUCCAAUAUUUUUACUUUGAUAAAACUUGUAAUGUUAAACAUGAUCUGAUCUUCGUAUUCAUUUCAUGUGAAGUUCUAAGUGUCACUGUGCAGGUACCUUACAAUUGUUUUUUAGUGUCUUUCUCAUGUAGCUUUUUCAUCCAUCAGUUUAUUUCUGUAAAAAAUUAUCACAUGUUACAAAAAUUAAAGCAUCUUGUUUUUGUUUUCUAA